Sungouiella intermedia is the source of this 1941-nucleotide messenger RNA. NCBI's taxonomy places the organism in Eukaryota, Fungi, Ascomycota, Pichiomycetes, Serinales, Metschnikowiaceae. The record is from the annotation of a GenBank genome assembly.
AUGUCUGAGCAGUUUGACCGCAAAUCGAGCUCUUCCGAAGGGAAAUCGAACAUCCCUGUAACAGGAAACCAUUCGGACUCCACCAAUUUUGUCGAUGAGCACCCAAACCCUGCUCCACCCCACUAUACUAACUUGGCCUCAACAGCAAAGUCGUUUGGUGUUCGGAAAGCAGAGAUUUUGUCCGCUCAAUAUGAGUCGCCAUUCUACAAAACCCUCUUCUUUGUCUCUGCCUUCUGUUGCGCUUACUGUUAUGGAUUGGAUGGAACGCUUAGAUACUUCUUCCAGACAUACGCUACUAGCUCUUACAACACCCACUCGCUUUAUGCCACGGUCAAUGUUAUUAGAGCUGUUGUGGCUGCUGCUUCUCAACCAACUUACGCCAGAUUGUCUGAUAAAUUUGGUCGUUUGGAGUUGUUCAUUGUGUCUGUGAUCUUCUAUGCUGUUGGUACCGUCAUUGAGUCUCAGGCAUACGACAUCAACCGUUUUGCUGGAGGUGCUGUGUUGUAUCAGAUUGGAUACUCCGGUGUGAUGUUGAUUUUGCAGGUUUCGUUGGCUGAUAUGUCUACAUUGAAUUGGAGAUUGUUUGCUUCUUUCAUUCCCGCUCUUCCAUUCAUCAUCAACACCUGGGUCAGUGGAAAUGUCAGUGAUUCUUUGAUCUCUAAGCACUCUUGGAACUACAGUAUUGGUAUCUGGGCUUUUAUUUUCCCAUUAUCUUGUGUACCAAUUUUCUUCUGCUAUUUCCACAUGAGAUACUUGGCUCGCAAGACUCCAGAGUGGGCACAGAUCAAGGAAGAAGAAAGAGCUGAAUUUAAGGGCUGGGGACACUACUUCAUUGACUUGUUCUGGAAACUUGAUGUCAUUGGUAUUCUUUUCAUCAUCUGUGUGUUCGGAUUCAUCUUGGUGCCUUUUACUAUUGCAGGUGGUACUUCGUCCCAAUGGAAGAAAGGUUCUACCAUCGCUCCCUUGGUCAUUGGAUUUGUGCUUAUUCCAUUUUUUGUGUUGUGGGAAUACAAAUUUGCCAAGUUCCCUAUUGUUCCAGUCCCACUUUUGAAAGACCGUGGUGUAUGGGCUGCCCUCAUCAUUGCUUGUUUCGUCAACUUCGUCUACUACAUGCCUAAUGACUUCAUGUACACGGUGUUGAUUGUCGGUAUGCGUGCAUCCGUCAAGGCUGCUUCUCGUAUCACUUCGUUGUAUUCAUUUGUAUCUGUCAUUGUUGGUCCACUCUUAGGUCUCGUGCUCACCAGAGUCAGAUAUACUAAGCCAUUCAUUAUCUUCGGAUGUGCCGUCUGGUUCGUUGCUUUGGGUCUCUUUGUCCACUUCAGAGGAGAUAAUGAUGGUAUUGAAUCGCAGAAGUACCUUAAUGGUGUCACUGCUGGAUUGUGUGUUAUGGGUUUCGGUGCUGGUUUCUUCACCUACGUUACUCAGGUCUCUAUCGAGACUUGUACCAACCACGAGUACAUGGCUGUUGUUCUUUCCUUGUAUUUGGCUUCCUACAACAUUGGAUCUGCUUUGGGUGCUUCUGUUUCGGGUGCCAUCUGGAACCAGCUCAUGUACGAACGCAUUUUCAAGAAGAUGCAACAGCUUGGUGUCGACACUGCUUUAGCUGCAGAUGCUUAUGGUGCUCCAUACACUUUCAUUAUAACAUAUGUGUGGGGAACACCUGAAAGAAUUGCUGUUGUGUUGGCUUAUGCUGAGAUUCAGAAGAAGUUAUGCAUUACUGGUCUCUGUUUGUGUGUUCCAUUGUUGACGGCGUCGCUCUUCUUGAGAAAUCAUUACUUAGACACCGUCCAGUCCUUGGAUGAGUCUCACUCUCACACUGAGGGUGUUCAUGGUGACAAGGCCGCCAUCAACGAUACUGUGGUUGUUAACAACUACGAUCACGAUCCAGUGGCUGACUUCUUCAGAGGUAUCUUCGGAAAGAAGUCUAAGCAAGUGGCCUAA